Neoarius graeffei (lesser salmon catfish) is the source of this 2321-nucleotide messenger RNA. RefSeq names its product TERF1 (TRF1)-interacting nuclear factor 2 (gene tinf2). The transcript has 10 exons. Gene Ontology annotation, cellular component: shelterin complex. NCBI's taxonomy places the organism in Eukaryota, Metazoa, Chordata, Actinopteri, Siluriformes, Ariidae. Gene Ontology annotation, molecular function: telomeric repeat DNA binding. Bases 371 to 2041 code for a protein of 556 amino acids. The record is from RefSeq and is a predicted model, not a curated record. Gene Ontology annotation, biological process: telomere capping; regulation of telomere maintenance via telomere lengthening.
CUUCCCUCAACCAAUGAAAUGUGCCCUGUGCCACUGGCUGCAACACAACCCCAAAGCAUGAUCGAGCCACACCCAUGCUUCAGAGUUGCAGAAGUGUUCUUUUCCUGGAAUUUGGCACCCUUUUUUCUCCAAACAUACCUUUGCACAUUGUGGCCAAAAAGUUCUAUUUUGAUUUCAUCAGUCCACAGGACUUGUUUCCAAAAUGCAUCAGGCUUAUUUGCAAACUUCAGACGCUGAAUUUUGUGGCUCGGACACAGGAAAGGUUUUCUUCUGAUGACUCUUCCAUGAAGGUCAUAUUUGUUCAGAUGAACCUUUGCCCAUUGCUUCCCUUCGACUUUUGGCCCCUCCUCUGAGACUUGUCUCUGCGGCCAUGUGGAAAGUGAUGCAGCAGCGGGAUGCGAUGCACUAUGGAAAGCUGGAGGAGUUUGUGACGUCCGUCUCGGAGACUGUACCUAGGUUACUGAGUUAUAGACAUCAGGCCAAGCUGACUGUGGGUCUGCUGGCACGGAUGAUCCUGGAGCAGCUCCGUGUGGCCCAGACUCCUGAGCUCAUUCUCCCCCAGCUAGAGAGACUGCGUGCUCCUGCCUUGCCCAACAGUAAAAGAAUGAGAAUUGAUGAGAAAGUGGAGAUGGCUGUGAAGAAUUUCCACACGCUUGUACAAACUCUGCUCAAGAACCCAGUAGAGAGAGAGCAGUUCUUCAAGGAAGAGUUUGACCUUCAGUAUGGACCUCAGUAUGACUCCGCACUGGAGAAGCUGCUGUGGGAGUUUCUGACCAGACUGGACCAGCUGCUUCCAGUCCCAGAUCUGGGUCAGACCGUAUCAUGGCUCACUGCAGCUCCGGCUGUUCUGGAGGAGUGUGCACGCUCUGCAUCACAGCCGCAACUCCUCAGAACUCUACUGCAGCAUGAGAAGUGUCUUGGACACCUGGACUCUGCAGCAUCUGUUCCAUCAUUCACUGGGGACUCCAUCUUCUCCUCACUGUCCCUCCCUCUCUCAGGCAAAGUGCGAGAUAGCAACCAAUCAGAAUCAAAUCCCACACCAAAAAAGCUCCCAAGUCCCAGCUCAUCAACACAAAAAUCCAAUAAGAGACAAGUGAGAGGAACUGGGUCCCCCAUCACACCAGUUAUUGGCUCAAUAUCAACUGCAGAUGUCUCACAUUCAGCUUCAGCCAAUCAGAAUGUGGAAUCCAUUUCAGGAAAGGACGGCGUGGAAGUAGAUAAAGGUGUUUCUAAUUACAUGAGGGUCAAAUCAAGGUCAUGCCAGAAGAUUGAGGCUUUAGGGAACGUUCCAAAUGAGGAACAUUGUGUAGGGAAGGUGCUGAUGACCGUGAUCAGUCAAAUGUCCACACCUACGAGCAGUGAAGUCGAGGAGGAGGAGGAUGAAUCUCAAAACAGACCACUGAGAAGAAGUAGUAGGAAGAGUGGCGUAAAAGAUGAACGAGGGAUGAAAAACAAUGACAAAAUGCUGGACUUGGGAAGGAAGAGGAAAAGAGAAGAUACCAGUAAGACAUCACUGAGAAAUUCCCAGGAGACCAAGCCACAGGAAGUGGAAGGUCUGCAUGCUGACUUUGCUUCUUGUAUGAAACGUCAGCUUAGCAUCAUCAUCCCAAGACUGGACAUGAAAGAUUCCACUCAGACAGUGUUGUUGAACACCACGCCCAAUGAGAAACAUGCUACAGCGUCUCCGAGGCAACCUGCCUCUGAGGGCGUGAACCGAAAGAAGCAGCUCCGUCUCUUCGAGACCCCUGAGAAGACCCUGACCGGCAAUAUUGAUCAGCAAGUAUAUGCUGGCUCUCCCUGCAUCCCCACACUCAUGCCUUUAAGGAUGGAAAUUUCAGACACAGCCUCUCCUGUAACUGAAUACACAGAUGACAUUAUUGUAGAUUCAGAAGAUGAGGCCACUGAGAAAGUUAAAGGAAGGCUGUUUAGAAAGCGAUAUUGCAAGACAAAGAGUGACACGUAUAUUCCCACUUUAAACGAGUUCUGGACUCCUGCCUUCUUCCGCCGUGACCUCCUCUCUCCAGGAAAUGGGUGCAGAUGAGGAUCGGUAUAAUGACCAUUCGGCUGGAUUAUGACCAGCUGUUUUAAUGUAGCUUUUUUUUUUUAAAUUGUUCAUACAUGUAGGCAUUCCCAAUUUUUUUUAAUAAUUAUACAACAGCUCUGUAGUAAUAAUUGUGCUUCAUAUUGCAAAACUUUUUUUUUUUUUUUAACUUUUCCAAAAAAACUGCAGAGGUCUGUGUGAGACUAGAUAUUUAUGCAUGACAGUACGUUUUUUUAUAUAUUUUAUUAUAAUAACCAUGAUUGAUACUACCUAUGUAAAA